UGAAUGCGAAAAAGAAAAUAUUUUCUUGAGUGAAAAUGUUGUUGAUGUCCUUAAACGCAGUUUUCCUAAUUUUACUAAGCUUGGACAAAUCGACCACUGCUUUGAGUACCAAAGGAUCUUCAACUCAAUUCCAAACUCAAGAUCCGAUAAAUAUUGUUCCUAGCAAAGUGAAAACAAUCUUUCUUGCACCAUUGAUCGUUCUUGAAAAUGCGUUUGAUAAUAUUCUGGUCAAUAAUACCGGAAGAUCAGUCCGACUAAUCGAGGAUGAUCCUAUUACGGCGAAUAUAAUAACAGGAGGAGUUCUAGGCUUUGAAAUAUAUGUUUACGGGGAAACUAUAUUUUACUGGGCUAAUAGCUCAUAUGGCGUAGCUUACACAACAGUUGAAGAUGAAAUAAGGGCUCCAUUAGUGGCUUGCAUAAUGUACUACAACAAAAGAUACAAAUCGUUCAACGAUGCUCUGCAUUACAGCAAUGGUAUAGCCAAAAUCUGCUUUCCUAUAAACGUUGGUCCAAUUGAUAAUCCAUUAUUCGUCCCAUUCGCACUUUCCUUGAAAGAAAUUCAACAACCGAAAUCCUCAGUUAAAAUAAAACUUCUACCAGCUUUCAUAUUUUACGCUAUUACACCACCUCUCAGCAAGUAUUAUGCUUAUCAUGGAUCAAUACAGGAUGAUGAAAGUGGAAAAACAUAUUAUUGCACAACAACCAUCAUUGCUCCUCAAUUACCAUAUCAUUUUAUAUCAAAAAAACAGUUUCAUGACACAUUUUUACAAUUACACGGCCCCAAUGGCAAAAAAUUGGUGAAUAAUCCUCAACCAGCUCCGCAAGGAAUGAGCAAAGUUGUUCAAUCAUACGGCAUAUUGAAAAUAAUAAACUUCAUAAAAACACCCACCAGAAUUGGAAGCCAAUAAUUCGGUGAAGAUAUUUUAUUUUUUGAGACGGUGUGUCAAUAAAAUAGGUAGGUAGAUUGUUUAUUUGACCUAAUUAAAGGUUUACACGAAUGGAGGAAGUUAAACCGAAGUUUUUAAUUCACUGUUCAAACUUUCAAUGUCAAAUAUAUAUAAAGAUACCUA
Planococcus citri (citrus mealybug) is the source of this 1070-nucleotide messenger RNA. RefSeq lists its product as uncharacterized. The record is from RefSeq and is a predicted model, not a curated record. Lineage: Eukaryota; Metazoa; Arthropoda; Insecta; Hemiptera; Pseudococcidae. The coding region runs from base 36 to 908 and encodes 290 amino acids. The transcript is spliced from 6 exons.